UCUUCUCUUGUAUAUUUUCCUUAUGUUUCCCAAUGCCAACUCAUUUUCCCUCCUUAGGCCGCAUGAUGAGUUGUAUGAUUUGAACUGUCCAUAUUCUAGCCAGGAGCAAUCAACUAUUGGUCCAUAAUCAAGCUUGCUUCUAAACAGUGAAGACAUAUAAACGGAGAUUUCACAGCAUUACUUUCAACGGUACCUUCAUUUCAUUCCUCUGCUACUUUCAAAAGCACCGUUAUCUCCUAUCCAUCCAUCUAUCUAGAAUGGACUUGUGGGAAAUCAUUCUCUUCUUCUGGGCUCCUAUUUCUCAGCACAUCGGUUAUUUCAAAGACCUCAACAACAAUGUAGAGACUCUGAAAAGGAAAACGAAAAAGCUAAAACGCAAGCAUGAUGAAAUUCAAGCAGAAGUCGACGAUGCUAUACCAGUCGGAAAGAGACAGAAAGCCCUUGUGGAGAAUUGGCUCACGGAAGUCAGAAAUACCGAAAACCAAGUUGAUUCAAUAAGAUUGGAGUUGGCACUAAGGAGAAUAUGCACCGAUCACUCGUCUCGUUAUACAUUGGGAAAAAGGGUCGUUGAAAAGCUCGAAGACAUCAAAAAGCUCAACAAAAAACUCAAAGCUAAAGGGGUCUUCGAUAAGGUGGCUGAGAGCCCUCGCCGGCCGACAGUGUUGGAAAUGCAAACCUCGCUACCACGAGUACAGCAAAGCACAGCUGAGGAAACCAUGGAGGAAAUAUGGCAAUGCUUACGCGAUGAGGAAAAUGGCAUCAUAGGCGUUUAUGGGAUGGGCGGAAUAGGGAAAACCACUCUCAUGAAAGCCAUAAACAAUAAGUUCAUUAGAACUGGUCACUUCAACAUCGUAAUUUGGGUAACUGUGUCCAAGGACCUCAACUUGGGAUUAAUCCAAGAGCACAUUGGAAAGAAGUUGGAUAUCAGGUUCGGCGAUAAUGAAGAUAUGGCAGAGAAGCGGGACAGGCUGUUUACUCGGUUGAAGAAUGUGAGGUAUCUGCUCAUCUUAGAUGAUUUAUGGGAAGCAUUUAGCUUGGAUCAAGUUGGAAUUCCAAAGCCGGACAAGCAAAACAGAUGCAAGAUCACAAUAACCACCCGAUUCAUUAACGUGUGUAAUGAGAUGGACGCCCAUAAGAAGAUUAAAGUCAGAACUCUUACGCAUGAGGAAGCAUGGAAUUUGUUCUGUGAAAGAUGUGGGGAUGUGGUUAUCUCACCAGAGAUUCGACAGGUAGCAGGGAAGGUUGCAGAGGAGUGCAGUGGAUUACCACUUGCAAUUAAGACAGUGGGAAGGGCCAUGCAUGGCAAGUAUAAGAAAGAGGUAUGGGAGAAUGCAUUGAGGGCAUUGAAAGGAUCAUCACCUGAGGUUCCAGGUAUGGAGCGUCAAGUGUUUCUUCCUUUGAAACUUAGUUAUGAUAGCCUAGAAAAUGAAGAGAUAAAAUCUUGUUUCCUGUAUUGCUCAUUGUUUCCGGAAGAUUACGAAAUACCAAUAGAUUGGCUAGUAAGAUACUGGGCCAUGGAGGAAGGAUUCAUAAAAAAUGUGAAUAACUUGGAAGAAGCAUCAAACAAGGGACAUGACAUCCUUGAAAGAAUCAUGGACGCAUGCCUCUUGGAGCAAGGGUAUGAAGGAAAUGAAAACAUUAGGAUGCAUGAUUUGCUCCGUGACUUGGCUAUAUGGAUCACUUCACCAUCGUCCAUUGAAGGCUCAAAAUUCCUUGUGAAAGCCGGGGAGGGACUAGUGCAGCCACCAGAAGAGAAUAUGUGGAGAGGGGUUGUAAGGAUUUCAUUGAUGCGCAACAAGAUAAAGCAUCUCGAUAUUACGCCAGAUUGUCCUAACUUGAUCUCCUUGUUCCUCAAUGAAAACGAUCAAUUACGUACCAUUCACAGUAAUUUCUUCGAGCUCAUGCCAAAACUACAGAUCCUUGAUCUAAGUGAUACUGGCAUUAAAUCUCUCCCGAUGUCAUUAUUGCAAUUGGUGAAUCUACGUGUGCUCAUUCUAAGCUCAUGCAGAGGUCUAGUGGAGGUGCCGCCAUUGGGAAAGCUGAAGGAACUCCAAAUUCUUGAUCUCUCACAGUCUCGCCGCAUCAAAAACUUCCCUCAAGGCAUUGAAAGCUUGGUUAAACUCAAGAGGUUGGAUAUAUCAGAGACUUCAUUAACUGCAAUUCCCUACACUAUGAUAUACGGGCUACCUAGUCUGGAGGAACUAAGAACAAUGGGGAGGAAUGGACACGUGGACGGAGCUACUUUCAGUGAGGCUGUGAACAUGAAACGCCUGAGAUCUUUAAGUAUCAGUGUGUCCAAUCUUAAUGGCUUCAUCGCACAUGAUAUGUUCCAUCAAUGGUUUUCGGGCUUGACAAGUUUCCAUGUUCAGGUUAACUAUAUACAUUUCGCGCCUGAUUCUCUUUCUAAUAAGCAGAUAAGCAUUGGCGAAUGUGACAAAUUUCCCUGCGGGAUUGAGGGGUUGACAAAACAUGCAUUCUCUUUAUACUUUUAUAAAAGCAAAGGUUUAACAAGUCUUUCUAAGUUCCAAAGCAAUUUAAAGAGCUUAAAACAUCUUCGAGUCAUUGAAUGCAGUGGAGUGGCAUGUAUUAUAGACUGGAGAGAGGUUGGAGAUGAUGCAUUCCAAUGUUUACAGAGGUUGGGUCUCUAUCAUUUGCUAAACUUGGAGAAGGUAUUCGAUGGUGGAGCGCCUCCUCCGUUGAACACAAGUCUGCAAAACCUGAGAAUAAUACGGGUUAUUAAUUGUGAAAAGUUAAGGAGUCUCUUCUCUUCUAGUAUGGUAGAGCAACUUCAUCAGUUAGAGAAGCUUGACAUAUCGUUUUGUAUCCAAAUGAAAGAGAUUAUAGAAGGAGACAAGCUGCCCCAUAAUUCAUUCCCAAAAUUACGCUUCCUAAAAUUGGAUCGCUUACCAAGAUUAGAAAGCAUUUGUAGCCAGCGAUUUAUCUUUAUAUCUUUGGAAGAGAUCCAUGUAAGUUGGUGUCGUAUGUUGAAAAAGCUCCCUCUCUUCAGCUCAAGCAUCCAUGAAAUAAAAGGAGAAAUAGAAAACAAUAGAGAAUAUUGGGAAGGAUUAGAGUGGGAAGACGAGAAGGCCAAGUCCCUCUACACCAGAAUUUACAAGGGUCCCUCGCUGUUUUGAAGAUGAAGAAGCUUCCUCUCUCAUUGAUGUAGAAAAAAUGUUAUAGAGAUUUGCUGGAUAAUACCGCGAGGAGAACAUGAAGCUCCAAAGUCUCCCGAGAUAUUCCCAUGUUGAGAAAUUGCUCUGUUAUUACUGUAUGAAUUAUUACCUUUACAAGCAAUCGUGGAUGUGGAUUGCGUGGUGUCGCAAUCUCAGUGGUUUGAUGACAUGGCAAAGUUCUGUGGGCGCUACCAUGAUGUAAUGUAUGUAUUAUAUCUACACUGCCCAUUCAUUUUUUGAGAUCCAUUCGAGAAAUGAGCCAAAACAUCAAACGGAUCCAAAGAUUAAGUGAGACCACACCAUAGGAAGUAAUGGAGAUUGAACACCAAACUUCUUGGGGCCAAAGAAGUUUUCUAUCAAGCUGAUAUCUGUAUUUUCCAUUCAUCCAGGUCUGUGUGACCUUAUGAGAAGUUUGGAUGGAAAAUAAACAUCAUGGAGGACCCUAGGAAGAUUUCAAUGGUAGAUAUCAUUGUCCUACUACUGCUUCUGUGGUGUGAUUCACUUGGGCUUUGGAUCUACCUCAUUUUCGUGCUCAUGCACUAAAUGAUCUCUAGAAAUGAAUAGACGGUGUGGAUGUAAUACAUACAUCAUUUUGGGUCCAUAGAACAUUGCCAAGUAACACGCCAGGGAGGUACCCAUUCAGUCUCCGGUAAUGGCAACCUCCGAACGUGUAGAAGCAUUUCUAAGAGCUGACUAUGUCUUCUAUAUUUAUUUUGAAGUACUUAUUGUUGUAUUAAUUACUGUUUUGGAGCGCUUUGUCACUCUCUGUCUUAUUUUAUUGGUGAGAAUGGUUUUUUUUUUU
Magnolia sinica is the source of this 3975-nucleotide messenger RNA. Its product is annotated as disease resistance protein At4g27190-like. The transcript is spliced from 4 exons. The coding region runs from base 258 to 3134 and encodes 958 amino acids. Gene Ontology annotation, molecular function: ADP binding; protein binding. NCBI's taxonomy places the organism in Eukaryota, Viridiplantae, Streptophyta, Magnoliopsida, Magnoliales, Magnoliaceae. The record is from RefSeq and is a predicted model, not a curated record.